UACAUCUGAACAACAACGUGACAAUAUAUUAGGUAAUGUACUUGAAGUUACAUCAAAUGGUAGUGAAACUUGGGAGCGCUAAGAUGUUGGGAAUACCACUUUUGGCUCUAGUCUUGGGCUAUGCUGAAGCCAGGGUCCGGGUAGAUCCCUUGGUGCAAACUGGCCAGGGUCUGAUCAGAGGUUUGGAGGCGGAGGAUGGAGAUUAUUCCAUGUUUAUGGGAAUUCCCUAUGGAAAAGUCAAGGCAGAUAACCCUUUUGGGGCAGCGGAACCAUAUCCAAAAUUUGACCAAAUUUUCAAUGCCAUUGACGACAGCGCGAUAUGUCCUCAGAGGGAGGAGUUCAACAACACCCUCACAGGAACCCUAGAUUGCCUCCACCUCAACAUCUACGUCCCCAACAAGGCUAGUUCUGGAAACAAAGUACCAGUUCUAGUCUGGAUUCACGGGGGAGGUUUCGCCAAUGGCUUCGCCGGCAGGUAUACCUUUGGUCCAAAAUUCUACGUCAGAAACGACAUUAUUUUAGUUACUAUGAACUAUAGAUUGGGUGCAUAUGGAUUCAUGUGUCUGGACACACCAGAUAUACCAGGAAACCAGGGGUUGAAAGAUCAAAGAUUAGCUUUGAGAUGGAUUAAAAGUAACAUAGCAUCCUUUGGUGGAGAUGUCAACAAAAUAACUCUAAUGGGGGAAAGUGCGGGUAGUGUUUCAGUAGAAUUACAAUUAAUGGCGAAACAAGAGAGGUUAUUCAACCAAGUGAUUUUACAAAGUGGCUCAGCGUUCGGACCGUGGGCUAUUGGUUCAUCGGAUGUAACAGCACCUUUGAAGUUAGCUGAAAAAUUGGGACAUGCAACGGAAGAUUUGGGCGAAGCAAUAGCAUUCUUAGCGGAAGCAGAUCCUAAAUUAGUUAUAGCAGCAACUAGUGAACUGUUCAUUGGUUUUGGACCAUGUUUGGAGAAGGAAUUUGAUGAUGUAGAGAGUAUUCUUACAGAACAUCCUUUAAUAGCUGAGAUGGCGAAUGUCAGGAAUACUAAAGUGUUGGCUGGAUUUAACAAUAAAGAGCAGUUGGUGGCUUAUGCUGACAGACCAGCAAGUUCUUUCGAAAAUUUGAAUGUAUUUAGCUCUAUAAGAGGUUCUUUUAUAAUCGAUGACGAAGAAGAUACUUUUCAAUCUAUGGAGGACAUUGUUCGUCGGUUUUACAUAGGAGACGAGGAAGUGACAGAAGCUGUCCGAUGGAACCUGAUGGAGUUUGAAUCGGACUGGUUCUUCAACUAUCCGGCUCAGUGGUCCAUCGACAACUACCUGGAGAAACGCGCUUCGGAUAUCUUCUACUAUGUCUUUUCUUACAGUGGCGGAAGGAAUUUCGUAAAGAGUCGGUUCAAUGUGACCGCGGAAGGCGCCUCGCACGCUGAUGAGCUGGGCUACCAGUUCGACAUGGGGCUAUUCAAGGAGACACCCUCCGCUGAAGACCAGAGGAUCAUCGAUCAGGUCACCACGCUCUGGGCUAACUUCGUUAAAUACGGAGAACCAACACCAGAAACUUCAGAGCUGUUACCCGUCAAAUGGACCCCAGUAACUAAGGACACAUACACAUACAUGGAUCUGGACAAACAGCUGUCAGUCAAGAGGCGCCCCUACAGCGACAGGAUGGCCUUCUGGCAGCUGUUCUUCAAGAGCAACUGGCAUAGGCUGAAGGCUAUUGGCAUCUAUUAUAAGUAACUUUGAGACAGUGUAAAUAAAGAGCUUUAGUUUA
Molecule: messenger RNA, 1746 nt
Organism: Maniola jurtina (meadow brown)
Lineage: Eukaryota; Metazoa; Arthropoda; Insecta; Lepidoptera; Nymphalidae
Product: bile salt-activated lipase-like
Exons: 5
Coding region: 36-1712 (558 amino acids)
Source: RefSeq, a predicted model, not a curated record